Pipra filicauda (Wire-tailed manakin) is the source of this 2593-nucleotide messenger RNA. RefSeq names its product protein Wnt-11b-like. The record is from RefSeq and is a predicted model, not a curated record. Bases 94 to 963 code for a protein of 289 amino acids. Gene Ontology annotation, cellular component: extracellular region. The transcript has 4 exons. Gene Ontology annotation, biological process: neuron differentiation; canonical Wnt signaling pathway; multicellular organism development. Lineage: Eukaryota; Metazoa; Chordata; Aves; Passeriformes; Pipridae. Gene Ontology annotation, molecular function: frizzled binding; cytokine activity.
GAGAGCGGCAGCGGCGUGUCCUGGAACGAGAGCCAGCACUGCCGGCUGCUGGUGCCGGAGCAGCUCCAGCUGUGCCGCCGGAACCUGGAGGUGAUGCCCAGCAUCGUGCGGGCCGCCCGCCACACGCAGGCCCUGUGCCAGCAGAGCUUUGCAGACAUGAGGUGGAACUGCUCCUCCAUCCAGCGAGCCCCCAGGUUUGGCCCUGACCUGCUGAAAGGGACCCGGGAAGCCGCCUUUGUGUACGCCCUGGCUGCUGCCACCAUCGCCCACGGCAUCGCCCGGGCCUGCGCCUCGGGAGAGCUCCCGCUCUGCUCCUGCGGCUCCGGCCCCCCCGGGGACCCCGGCCCGGGGGGCAGGUGGGGGGGCUGCGGGGACAACCUCAGCUACGGCCUCCAGCUCGGGGCCGCCUUCGCCGACAGCUCCUCCAGGUCCGGCAAGCUGGGGACACACGGGAGGAAAGCCAUGAACCUGCACAACAGCGCCGUGGGCAGGACGGUGCUGAGUGACUCCCUGGAUACCAAGUGUAAAUGCCACGGUGUUUCGGGCUCCUGUUCAGUGAAGACCUGCUGGAAGGGACUGUCAAGCCUGGAUGAAAUUGCCUCUGACCUCAAGUCCAAGUACCUGGCAGCCAUCAAGGUGUCCCACCGGCUCGUAGGGCCCAGGAAGCAGCUGAUAGCCAAGGAUAUGGAUGCCAGGCCAGUGACAGAGACAGAUCUGGUUUAUCUCAUCAACUCUCCUGACUACUGCACCCCAAAUCUCCAGCUGGGGUCUCUGGGGACACAGGACAGGCAGUGCAACAAGAGCUCGGUGGGCAGUGCCAGCUGUGCCCUGCUGUGCUGUGGCCGUGGGUACAACACGUACACGGAGGAGGUGGAGGAGCGGUGCCACUGCCGCUACCGCUGGUGCUGCUCCGUCGUGUGCAGGAGCUGCCGGCGCAGGGUGGAGAGACACGUCUGCAAAUAACAGCCCAGGGCUCUGCUGGUGCCCUCCAGGAACAGCUGGAGACCGGACACCCAUCCCAGGGGGUGCUCCGAGCGAGGAGGGGGCUGUGCAGGAAGCCUGGCCUCACACUGCCGUGGAAAACCUCACCCUGAGAGAUUCUGGGAAGCCUCCGGUCCCUUCCAACCCAAACCUGAGGGCAGGACAAAGGGCUGCCCUCCUGCAGCUGGGCAGUGUCCAGCCCUGCCUCCAGCUGGGACCAGCCAUUGAUCACUCCACAGGAACAGCUCCUCUCUCCAGUGUGAAUGGGGACCCUGGGCUUCCAUUGUCCCUUUGCAGGAGGUUCUGACAGCCAGGAGUGAUGGAUGGGAAGGGGGCAGAGUUAUCCAUUGGGAGAAGGCUGGAGGGACAGAAAGCUGCUUCGGGUCAGGGGAUCAUGGGCAGCUCCUCUGGGGACAAUUCUGCCAUGGGUUCACCCAACACCACUGGAUGUUCCUCCUCUGGAGCAAACACUGGUCCAGGGCCACUUGCAGCAUCGGAAUAAAGACCAGGCUUGGACACAGAUAGAACCAGUCAUUGCUCCAGGAGCCAGGACUCAUCAAUCCUCCCCAGGACCUGCAUAGACAUGGCUGCUGCUCUCAUUGGUGGCAGACAGACCAGGGACGGGAGAGGUCCUGGAGGCUGCUAAAACAGGGCAAAACUGCUCCUGCCAGCUGUGGGUUACCAACACUGCCAUGGCACCACUGGAGCUUCUGCCCUCUGGGCUCCUCUUGGAGGUGGAAGCCCACUCAAUGCAUGGAAUCCUCAUGGCUUGUCCUUCCUGCCAUUUCUCUUGGACCACUGAGGUCUUUAGCCCACUCUUUCCACUCCCUCAGGACCAGGUGUGCUGGAAGUCUGGCCUGGAGAGGGGACAUGACUCUGGGGCCCUGGGGAAGCAAGAAUGAAUCUUUAGUCUCUGUACUUCCUGUAAGUGGGAUUCUGGUGUGUGUUUUUUAAAUAAAUGUAUUCUAUCCUAACUCUCUAUGGCUUGUUUUGUAGGACAACCUCCUUCCUCCAUCUCUCUCUCAGCUGGCCCAGAGAAAGUGAGGGUGUAAGGAGGGCACAAAGCCCUGUGUCCAUACAGCCCUGUGUCCUUACUUUUCCUUACAUGGAUCUGAGGACCAGUUCACUUCUAAUUCUUUCUGCUGCUCACUGCCCCAGAUUUGUCUGUAAUUACAGGUACCUGCCAGUCUCAGCUCCUGCUCACACAUGGAAGGUUUUAUCACCAGCCAGCAAAGAAUCUGCCUUCCUGGGAUUCAGGGCUGGUGGUUGGAAACCGAGGCAGUCCAGGAUUGUUUUCUGAUCCUUGGGAAUAUGAGCUGGACUAGCCAAGUGUGUGUGUGAACAGUGAGGAGUUGGGGCUCUGGUGGCCCCCAUUUCCUCAGUGAGGAAUCUGGCCAAGCGCUUGGAUGGGAUAAGAGAUUCCUGUUCGUGCAGCCCUUGGAGAGAAAGGAUGAGUCCAAAUACACAGGUGCUGCGGAGACCCCACAGGUAAAUGGGCUGGGAAUCCUCGGGUGAUUUCCCGCAGCUCACACCAGGACCUGGUGUGCUCCUGCUUUAUUUGUCAUUCCCACUGAAUGGAGUUGGCAGCGCUCAGCCCGAGUCCAGCUGGACG